Anopheles aquasalis is the source of this 2072-nucleotide messenger RNA. RefSeq names its product zinc finger and BTB domain-containing protein 49-like. The record is from RefSeq and is a predicted model, not a curated record. Gene Ontology annotation, cellular component: nucleus. NCBI's taxonomy places the organism in Eukaryota, Metazoa, Arthropoda, Insecta, Diptera, Culicidae. Gene Ontology annotation, molecular function: zinc ion binding.
ACUAGAACCCAAAAGAUCCAACGUAAAACAUUCAGAAACCCUUUUUGUGGAAUAGAUAUUCGCAGUUUUACUCGUAAUUUGUGAACAUAUUGACGAUAAGAAAGUGCCCAUCAACAUCCACAGCCCAAAGAUGCUGACCAAAUACUGUCGUAUUUGCUUAACCAGCAUCGGUGUUGUUCAUCAACUGGACGAAGUAGUGCAUCAUUCUUUGACUCUCUAUGCAAUACUUUGCAAAAUGUAUCCCGAAGCAUUUACUGAUAAUAACGACGCGCAAUGGCCAACGAGAGUUUGCGGAAUAUGUAAGCAAGCAGUGUUAGAUGCGUACGGGCUGUACAUAGUUUGUAAGGCAACCUUCAAAGUAUUGAAGGUACAACUGCAGGAUAGUUCGAUUAAAUCGAAUCCGCUAAGACCCGAAUUCAUUUUUCCUGAUCAAAACUUAACUGCAAUGCAUAAUAGUGAGAAAGAUUUCAAAGAGGCUUUUGUAAUCGUAGGCAACGAAGAAGAUAAUUUGAACUUUCCUUUGAGUAGGGAGGAAAGAAGCACAAGAUCGAGGAUAGAUAAAAUCAUCGAGGAAAAACAUGUUAACACUCACGAAAGCGAGUGUUUGUUUGACGAACUGCAAGAGAGAAACAACGCUGUAGAAUCAGUAUCAGAACUUCAGAAUGUAGAAACAAUCAAAAUGAACAGUGAAGAUACAACCUCCCAUGGCAACAAAAUUGUCGAACUAUCGAUAGAAAUGGACUAUGUAACUCCAAACAAUACCAUUUCUAUCGAAGAAGAAUAUUUGGAAGAUUUUGAAGAAAGUAUAGAACAUGUGGAGGAUGUAAAGGACAUUUUAUAUACCACUGCAAUCCAAGAAACUGAGCAUAACCACGUGGAAAAUGCAAUAGUUGAGAGUUUGGAAACAUUGCCAAAAGAGUCAGACACCAUCAGGAAUGUUGUGUGUUUGAAAGAAGAGUUCGAAGAAUCAGAGGACGAAGAAGCUUUUGCUGAUUUUUAUCCGACAGAGGUAUUCAGUUGUAAAUCAUGUCGAGACGUGUUUCUAGAGAAAGAAUCGUACGAGGAGCACAUUAAAAACCAUUCAAAGGGACAUCAUUCAUUUUGCAAAAUAUGCAGCGAGGGCUUCAAAAGUGAAGCUACUCUGAACGAGCAUAAAUGUAAGCAUGAAUCGUCGACCCUAUGCUGGAUAUGCGGCAAAAUAAUGAACACCGCCAGUAAGCUCAGGACGCACAUACAAUCCCACAUCCCAGAUUGCACAUGGGACUGUCAGUUAUGUCCUUUGCGAUUCCCAACAAAAGGUGCUUUGAAAUGCCACGUAAUAACGCACAAAAAAGAUAAAUUGUAUUGUUGCGAUGUAUGUGGGGCCAACCUAUCAACAAAACGUAAUUUGGCAGAACAUCAAUGGGCGCAACACAGAGCUAAAAAAGAAGAUAGAUACACGAUUUCAUGUGGGAUUUGCAGCCAACGAUUUGCCUCAACUUAUGUACUUAAAAGGCACAUGAACACCCAUACGGGCCUGAGACCAUACAAAUGCGUUUAUUGCAACCGAGUUUAUGGAAAUGGAGCUGAUUUGAUAGAACACGUCGCCAAACACCACGUUGGAAACGACAACAUCUAUAUGUGCCAUCUGUGUGAUGCAGAUUUCCCAAAGAUAAGGGAGCUUAAAGCACAUUACGAGGUACAUUUCAGAAAAGGCGAGAAGUUCUACAACGAAAUCCUCACAGAGUUUGGAAAGUUUCGUUUUACCACUAUGGAUUUAUUGAAAAUGCGACACCAAAAGGAAAUGGUAGCAUUAAGUAACAUAGUUUCACCCAAUGUAAUUUAACCAGCAAACAAUAACGAACUUAUUAUUGUCCUUUUGAAAAGUUAUUCGCUAUACCUCAUUUGUUUAUUACUAUUACACAGAAUUACAUUAAGCUUUUCGCAUGGAAAGAUAGGGAAUAGUAGGCCUAAAUUGGGAUCACGCGAAAGUAUCGACAUUAAUUUCAACUACAUACUGAGCUUUCGAAGUGCAGGAUGCCUUCCGGUGCUCACUAUGGGUCCUAAUUUGCUCUAAAUAUGUAAUAAUAAUA